This is a messenger RNA of Plasmodium cynomolgi strain B, 922 nucleotides long. RefSeq lists its product as hypothetical. The record is from RefSeq and is a predicted model, not a curated record. The transcript has 2 exons. The annotation marks the transcript as partial. Lineage: Eukaryota; Apicomplexa; Aconoidasida; Haemosporida; Plasmodiidae.
CAAUAAAAAGGAAAGAGUGGUCCUCUCCUUUUUGCUGCGAGCAGGGGGGUGUACACAGUGGGGUAGUGACGCAGAUGACCAAAAAGGAGACGACGACAAGGCCACCCACCUGCUGGACGUCUACAUGUAUCUGUACCUCCGCCGGGAGCUCAAGCACUCAGAAGGAGAUGAAAAUUACCGAGUGCUCUACUUCCUCAACGACAGGGAACGAUUUCUGAAUUUGGGACAGUACCAAUUCGACAUGGACCACUUCGCAAUUCGCAACUGGCAGCAUCACAUGUCUUUGUUCAGAUUAAAUUCGAUGCAAAAUGAUCAGAUGUCAAUUUUGUGUUCUAAAAUUUGCAUAAAGGGGAAGCUUCCCAAUAUCCUUAUGACCACACAGGGGGAUUACGAAUUGGUGGACUCAGAAGAAGAAAAGGAUUGGCUCCUUCACUGUGAGACUGCCUAUCGAAGGACCAACGCGAGGAGGUACUACAUCGAGUGGGAAAGGGACCACCACAGUGGUGGUACACUCCAUUCAGUAGACACACAUGACGGUAAUUUAAGUUGGAGUGGAAAAUUCAUGGGCUCCAACAAGCUACCCUUAACCGAGUACGUCAUUGAUGUACCCAAACAGCAUAAACUACUGAGCUCUCCUUUUACAUUUUUAAAAAAAAAGUUGGUAUAUCUCUGCCAAGAGGGAGAGUGGUUUAAAGGAAAAUAUACCCGUGGGGUGGACACUAAAAAUAGUUACUAUGUGAUCAAAAUGGGAAGGAACGGGCUGAAGGAGCAAACGGUGCAGAGCUGCUUAGCCCACCUUCCAUAUCAACUCAGUGCUGACUUGGGACCCUGCUGGAUAUGUAUCCUCUCUCAGGAUUUCCAUAUACGGGACGUCUUCGACGUGAUUUGCGUAAAUUUUUGCACCCCUGGUGUGGGGAGGUGA